This is a messenger RNA of Myzus persicae (green peach aphid), 1810 nucleotides long. It is a transcript of the gene Vti1a, whose product is annotated as vesicle transport through interaction with t-SNAREs homolog 1A. Gene Ontology annotation, cellular component: Golgi apparatus; SNARE complex; ER to Golgi transport vesicle membrane. The record is from RefSeq and is a predicted model, not a curated record. Bases 346 to 999 code for a protein of 217 amino acids. Gene Ontology annotation, molecular function: SNAP receptor activity; SNARE binding. The transcript is spliced from 6 exons. Lineage: Eukaryota; Metazoa; Arthropoda; Insecta; Hemiptera; Aphididae. Gene Ontology annotation, biological process: macroautophagy; intracellular protein transport; intra-Golgi vesicle-mediated transport.
UGUGAUAAGGAAAAGUUCGAAAGUACAAUAUUGAAUAUUGAAUAACAACUUCACUUCAACACUACAACAGUUCAGAAAUACAAACUACAAGUGUGUAACAUCAUGAUGCAUUUGUAGGCUCCAUCUUAAGUCUAAAUUCUGAUGUACUUACACUGUUGCAAUUGCGAGCAAUAACGGGUAGUAUUGACUUAUUGAGUGAUUGUAAAUUUUAUUUUUUGAAACUACAGACCACCUGCUGCGGCGGCGGUCCAAAGUAUUUAAGAUUUUCACUCACUCGUUCUCGUGUCCUCGACCUCCUGGACAGCGAUGUCUUUGAUUUAGGCCAAAUCUGUUGAUGGCCCGCAGAUGGAAAAUAAAUUAUUAGCCGACUAUGAACAGCAAUUUGGUGUGACCAGUGCUGAGAUCACAUCGAAAAUCAGCCGACUCGGCCAUAUAGCGGGCAGCGAUAGAAAUGACUACAUCAAAGAAAUCGAACGAAACCUCGACGAGGUUCAUGAUUUGUUGGAACAAAUGGACCUAUCAGUCAAAGAAUCGGAUGUGUCUGUACGCGCUAAACUGCACAACCGAGUAGCUAGUUACAGGGCCGAACUGCAUAGAUUAGCCAAGGAGUUUGCCCGAGCAAAAUGUACAGUCAACAUUGAUUUAGAAGAUGAUAAUCAUUUUGCUGAAAGUGAAGAUGUGACUUCAGAACAAAAACAGAGGUUACUUUAUACCUCUGAACGUUUAAACCAAUCAGGAAUACAAUUGGAUAACACUUAUCGUAUUUCUGUUGAAACUGAAGAAAUUGGUUCACAAAUACUGACGGAUUUAAAUCGCCAACGAGAAACUAUGCAUAAUUCUUUUAAUAGGCUCAGAGAUGCCAAUGCAGACCUGGGUAGAAGCACCCGAAUGAUAAAUGCCAUAAUUGUACGUUCCAGACAACACAAAAUCAUACUCUUUGGUGUUAUGGCAGCAUUUUGUUUUCUCUUGGUCUUUGCGUUUUACCAUUCAUUCCUUUAAAUAUCCAUUCCUAUUUCACAGGUUAACUUGUUUUAGUUUUGUUAUUGCCUUUUUGAAUUUACAAUAUAAUUGUUAUUAUUUAUAUUUGAAAUAAUUUAAACAGUCAUUUCUGAACAACUAUCUUUAUAAACAUAAAAUAUUCAAAUACUGUCAUAACAAAUAAAAGUGUAUAUAAUUAAUUCAGAAUUCUAAAGAUUUUUAUAAAAUCAUUCAACUAAAAGGAUGCCACACCCAUAUGUGUUACCUCUGUCUUACAAAUUUUACAGUAUAGUAAUUUUUACUUUCACAAUAAUCCAUUUUACUAUGAUAUCUAUAUUAGAGUGUAUAGAUUAAUACCGUAAAAUGUAUAAGUAAAUUACUAUCUAGGCCUUUUCAUACUCUUAAAUAUUUACAAAACAAUUAGUUUUCAAAUGCUCAUAUUUGCUUUGUAAUUAAAAUAUCAACAAAGCAUUUGAAAUGUCUUGUAUAAUAAUCUUACCUUUACAUUUUAUAAUAGGCCAUUCACUCUAAUUUUAAAAAUAACAGAAAAUGAAUUCUCAUAAAUGUACAAUUUGCUAUGUUGUAUAUUUAUAAGAUGAAGACUACACAUUCGGGUGUGGCAUCCUCCUAAGUCUGUCCAUUAUUUAUGUGCUUUUAAACAAAUUAUAUAAUAUUUUUGUCCGCCUGUUAAAAUUAAUUAUACUGAAUUAUUUAAUAUCAACUCUUUUAUUGAGUUAUUUUACUUUUAUGCUACAAGUAAAACCACAUUAUCUAGUUGAAUUUAUUCAGAGGAUUGGAUUAUUGACAAAAUAAAUAAUAUUAUCAUUUAGUA